CUAGAGGUGGAUAGGGAGAGGGGGACUCCUCACGGCAGCAGCAGCAGCGGGGGGGAGACAGAGAGAGGGAGACCCCUCACAUCAGCAGCGGGGAUAGGGAGAGGGGGACUCCUCACGGCAGCAGCAGCAGCUACAUCGGUGAGUGGGAGAUCCCUCGCUGACAUCAGCGGGGUGGAGGAAACGCGUAGCGACUGGGGGCUGACCGGUUUUACAACACAAGACCUGUGAUUUUACAAGAACAACGUGCUGUAGGAAUACUCGACGGCACAGUACUGCAGUUUUAGGUGCGGAGAGCAGUAUUAGAAGCCAGAUGCAACAUGACGAACAUCAAUGGGCACCGGCCACUGAGGACGCGUCUGCUGGGAGCUGCGGGCCCGUGGCACGCGGCGGCGAUGGAGCGCUCGAGAGAGAUGCCGGCACCCGGCCGCUUCGAGGGCGGCGACACGUCGCGCACUCGCUGGACCCACGAGGAGACGCUGGCGCUGCUCUCCAUCCUCAAGCAGAUGAACGUGGGCGGCGCGAUGGACGCGCGCAACCAGCGCAACACUCCCUUCUUCCUGCGCGUCAUGGAGCUGCUACGCCAGCGCGGUAUCGCCUGCUGGACCCUGACGCAGGUGCGCGUGCGCUGGAAGAACCUCAAGGCGCGCUACCUGAUGGCGCGGAGGGCUCGCGAGCGUGGCGGGGGAGGUGGCGGUGGCAUUGGAGGUGGCGGAGCGAGGGACCGCGGCAAGGGCGCCUUCGCCUACUUCAAGGAGAUCAACGAGAUCAUCGGAGGGCGGCCGUGCGUGGCCAUCACUCGGGAGGGCGACGGUGCUGGCGUCGCUGGUGAUCGGCACGUGGAGCCCGACGAGCGACGGUGCUACGGUGCGGACUCGGCUUUAGUUUCUAUUUUAAUCUUUUCCCUCGGUUCCGUCUCGUUUGUGCUGUCGGUGUAAUGUCAAGAGAGGAAGGAUCGGUUCGGAUCCCCCGCAGAGCAGGGCAAUGCUGCGUGCUGCAGAAUGGUCCGUGGAAUAUCAGCUGCGUCUGAAAUCUCAUCACGUGACCGCCAAGAGUAAUGUUUGCUGUACGGUAUAAAAAAAUAUUUUAAUUCUCAGAGGUAGAAUUUUGUCAAUUUAACUGUAGAAUUGUAUGACAAUGUUAAAAAAACAAUUCCAGGCUGAGACCAUCGGCUCAUUUCACAAAGAACCCAGUUUAAGCACAGGCAGCUGCUACUCCAGCCCAUGAUCUGAGUGGUGCCACCAGACAGUUUUAUUUGUGUCCCAUGGUUGUGUGGUGAUGAAACCGAUGCUGGGUCGCCAGUUAAAAAAUAAUGUCACCCAUUUGUCCAGGAGAACCUUACUGAGUCUCAAGACUACUUCUGGAGGGUCCUGGAUUGUGAUGAUUUAGUCGCCUGCAUUGUUUUAGUAAAUGGCUUUAUCUGGAAGGACACUGAUAUACUCCGACGGAGAACUCGCCAUUCACAUGACAGGAUAGCACCCACAUGUCCACAGAGAUGGGUUCACAAAUCCACCUUCUCUAAAAAAACUAUCUUGCUCAACCAUGCUGAGGACAGAGAUUAUUGGUGGGUCAUGGUUAAAAUAUAUUGGGCAGCACUGGGAGCCAAGCUAAGGCAUUCUAAUAAUGCCAGGUGGUGCGGAAGGAAUGUUACGCGGAUGAGGGCGUGUGUUUGCCCAGA
Molecule: messenger RNA, 1675 nt
Organism: Lethenteron reissneri (Far Eastern brook lamprey)
Lineage: Eukaryota; Metazoa; Chordata; Hyperoartia; Petromyzontiformes; Petromyzontidae
Source: RefSeq, a predicted model, not a curated record